UUUUCUCUGAUUCGCCACACUGUUCCUUCCCUCCACCUCUCUCUCUCUCUCUCUCUCUCUCUCUCCCCUCCUGAAUCGCGUAGAGUCAACUCACUUACCAUAACUACAAACACCGAGUCGACUCGCCGAUCGGAACCAGGCCUCCGCGUAGAUGGAGAACCUGAUAACGCUGGUGAACAAACUACAGAGGGCGUGCACAGCCCUUGGUGAUCAUGGCGAGGAGAGCGCAUUGCCUACUCUCUGGGACGCCUUGCCUUCAAUUGCUGUCGUAGGAGGCCAGAGCUCUGGAAAGUCUUCGGUCUUGGAGAGUGUUGUUGGGAAAGACUUUUUACCUCGUGGAGCAGGGAUUGUUACUCGGCGUCCUCUUGUCUUGCAGCUUCAUAGGAUUGAUGAGGGAAAAGAAUAUGCUGAGUUUAUGCACCAACCAAGAAAGAGAUUCACAGAUUUCGCUGCUGUGAGGAAGGAAAUCUCUGAUGAGACAGAUCGGGAGACAGGCCGAAGUAGUAAAGUGAUUUCUACUGUGCCAAUUCAUCUUAGUAUCUACUCCCCUAAUGUUGUGAACUUGACGUUGAUUGAUCUUCCUGGACUGACAAAAGUUGCUGUUGAUGGUCAACCGGAGAGCAUUGUGCAGGACAUUGAGGCUAUGGUCCGGUCCUACAUUGAGAAGCCAAAUUGUAUUAUUCUUGCAAUUUCCCCUGCCAACCAGGACCUUGCUACAUCUGAUGCAAUUAAAAUCUCCCGUGAAGUGGACCCAAGAGGGGAGAGGACGUUUGGAGUUUUGACAAAAAUUGACCUUAUGGACCAGGGUACUAAUGCAGUUGAUAUAUUGGAAGGAAGGUCAUAUAAACUACAAUUUCCUUGGAUUGGUGUUGUUAAUCGCUCCCAAGCUGAUAUCAACAAGAGUGUUGAUAUGAUUGCUGCCCGGCGUAGAGAGCGCGAGUACUUUUCUAGUAGCCCAGAGUACAAGCAUCUUAGUCAGAGAAUGGGAUCUGAGCAUUUAGGAAAGGUUCUUUCAAAGCAUUUGGAAACUGUGAUAAAAUCUCGCAUCCCAGGCCUUCAGUCUCUUAUUAGCAAAACUAUUGCUGACCUAGAGGCAGAAUUAAGCCGUCUUGGGAGGCCCAUUGCCACUGAUACUGGAGGAAAACUAUAUAUGAUAAUGGAAAUCUGUCGUACUUUUGAUCAGAUAUUUAAAGAACAUCUUGAUGGAACGCGGGCUGGUGGUGAUAAAGUCUAUGGUGUGUUUGAUAAUCAAUUUCCAGCAGCUUUGAAGAGGUUGCAAUUUGACAAAAAUCUUUCAAUAGAUAAUGUUCGAAAGCUAAUUACUGAAGCAGAUGGAUAUCAACCUCAUCUAAUUGCUCCUGAGCAGGGAUACCGUCGCCUCAUUGAAGCUUCCUUAGUAUGUAUUAGAGGUCCUGCUGAGGCAGCUGUUGAUGCGGUGCAUGGCAUACUGAAGGAUCUGGUUAACAAGUCUAUCAGUGAGACCGUGGAACUAAAGCAGUAUCCAAGUUUAAGAGUAGAAGUCGGUAGUGCAGCUAUUGAAUCCUUGGAAAGGAUGAGGGAAGAAAGCAAGAGAGCAACUCUUCAGCUGGUCGAUAUGGAAUGUGGUUACCUGACUGUAGAAUUCUUCCGUAAGCUUCCUCAAGAUAUUGAAAAGGGUGGGAAUCCAACGCACUCAAUUUUUGAUAGAUACAAUGAUGCGUAUCUCCGGCGUGUUGGAAGCACUGUAUUAUCCUAUGUCAACAUGGUUUGUGCAACUUUAAGGAACUCUAUUCCAAAGUCCAUAGUCUACUGUCAAGUAAGAGAGGCAAAGCGCUGCUUGCUUGAUUUCUUCUUUACAGAGUUGGGUAAGAAGGAGUCAAAACAGUUGGGUAAGUUGUUGGAUGAAGAUCCAGCAGUGAUGCAGCGCCGUACCUCGCUCGCAAAGAGACUGGAGUUGUACAGAACUGCUCAGGAAGAUAUCGAGGCUGUUGCUUGGUCCUCCAAGUAAAGUCUAGGCCAUUGAUUCUUUCCCACGGUGCAUUGCCAGCUGAGGCCGAAGCCACUGGGGCUUUUUGCCUAUAGCUCCCUACUAAGCCAAUAUAAAAAAUGUUAUUGUUUUUUAUUUUUUUUAUUUAUCAUUAACAAAUUAAUUUUUUUCCCUAAAGUUAAAAUUUUUAGGGUGUAUUUAGUCAUGUUGUAUAGUUUAUUUUUUUUAAUUUUAUCUUCUAAAUUAAAGAUACACAUUAAUUACAUUAUAAGAAUAAUUUGGAAAAA
This is a messenger RNA of Ziziphus jujuba (common jujube), 2253 nucleotides long. Its product is annotated as phragmoplastin DRP1B. The record is from RefSeq and is a predicted model, not a curated record. Gene Ontology annotation, cellular component: membrane; cytoplasm; microtubule. Gene Ontology annotation, molecular function: GTPase activity; GTP binding; microtubule binding. Lineage: Eukaryota; Viridiplantae; Streptophyta; Magnoliopsida; Rosales; Rhamnaceae. Bases 152 to 1987 code for a protein of 611 amino acids. The transcript has 16 exons.